This is a messenger RNA of Sphenostylis stenocarpa, 2064 nucleotides long. NCBI's taxonomy places the organism in Eukaryota, Viridiplantae, Streptophyta, Magnoliopsida, Fabales, Fabaceae. The record is from the annotation of a GenBank genome assembly.
AUGGCCGGGGUUUUCUGGCUUCCAGGAGUUGCUGGUGGAACUGCAGCAUAUGUGCAAUCAAGGAUUAGAGUUAAUAGACAUGAUAUAUUAGGCGAUUCUGAUGAGCACAAUGAUGACAACGAGCUCACAAAGGAUGAGGUUAUGAAAAGAACUUCUGCACCAAAACAUAAACAGAAAAAAGGAGGGUUGAAGUCGCUCCAAGUCCUUGCUGCAAUUCUUUUAUCUGAGAUGGGCCAAUUAGGUGCAAAGAACCUUUUAUCCUUAGUUUCUAUAGUGGUGCUGCGAACCACUCUGAGCAACAGACUAGCAAAAGUGCAAGGCUUCCUAUUUCGUGCUGCUUUUCUUCGACGUAACAUGGUGUAUUACAAAAUAUCACAUGUUGAUGGUCGGAUAACUAAUCCAGAGCAAAGAAUAGCCAGUGAUGUUCCAAAGUUCUGCUCAGAGUUGAGUGAGAUUGUACAGGAUGACUUAACUGCUGCCUACGUACUUGGAGCUGGGGCUGCAAUUAGAAACUUUUCCCCAGCAUUUGGCAAACUUAUGUCCAGAGAGCAGGAAUUAGAAGGAGACUAUAGACAGCUUCACUCACGGUUAAGGACGCACUCAGAAAGUAUAGCAUUUUAUGGUGGAGAGAGGAGAGAAGAAGCUCAUAUUCAGCAGAAGUUUAGGACAUUAUUUAGACACAUUAAGAGAGUGCUACAUGACCAUUGGUGGUUUGGCAUGAUUCAGGAUUUUUUAUUGAAAUACCUUGGUGCUACUGUUGCUGUUAUUUUGAUCAUUGAACCUUUCUUUUCUGGCCAUCUAAGGCCUGACAGUUCAACUUUAGGGCGUGCAGAGAUGCUAAGCAAUCUAAGAUAUCAUACUAGUGUCAUCAUUUCCCUUUUUCAAUCUCUCGGAACUCUUUCUAUCAGUGCAAGACGACUCAACCGACUCAGUGGUUAUGCUGAUCGUAUUUAUGAGUUGAUGGCCAUAUCAAGAGAGCUAAACCUGGAGAAUGAGAAAUUUUCACUACAAAGACAAGGAAGUAGAAAUUGCAUAAGUGAGGCUAACUAUGUUGUGACCCCCAAUGGUAAUGUAUUAGUCGAUGAUCUAACUCUUAAUGUUGAGCCAGGAUCAAAUCUUUUGAUUACAGGUCCAAAUGGCAGUGGAAAGAGCUCCUUAUUCAGGGUUUUAGGAGGUCUCUGGCCCUUGGUAUCUGGACAUAUUGUGAAGCCCGGAGUAGGAUCUGAUCUUAAUAAGGAAAUAUUUUAUGUGCCACAAAGACCAUAUACUGCUGUAGGAACACUACGUGAUCAAUUAAUUUACCCUCUUACUGCCGAACAAGAGGUUGAGCCACUUACAGAAGGCGGGAUGGUGGAGCUAUUGAAAAAUGUUGAUCUUGAGUAUCUAUUGGAACGGUACCCGCCAGACAAAGAGGUAAACUGGGGUGAUGAACUUUCAUUGGGUGAGCAACAAAGAUUAGGCAUGGCUAGACUUUUCUACCAUAAGCCUAAAUUUGCCAUUCUUGAUGAGUGCACAAGUGCUGUCACAACUGAUAUGGAAGAACGGUUUUGUGCUAAUGUUCUGGCUAUGGGUACAUCAUGUAUUACCAUAUCACAUCGUCCAGCGUUAGUUGCAUUCCAUGAUGUGGUUUUGUCCUUAGAUGGCGAGGGAGGCUGGAGUGUGCAUCGUAAAAGUGAGGACUCUUCUACUGAAUUACAAAAUGAUACAAUAAAGGCGUUGGAGACAAAAAGGCAGAGUGAUGCCAAGACAGUUCAACGAGCAUUUGCCAUGAAUAAAAAGGAUUCUGCAUUCUCGAAUUCAAAGGCACAAUCAUAUAUUACAGAAGUCAUAGCAUCAUCUCCAUCCAUGAAACAUACUACUUCAUGUGCUGUUCCCCAACUUUGUGGUAAUACAAGGGCAUUGCCUACGAGAGUAGCUGCCAUGUGCAAAGUAUUGUAUGUCAGUUCUGAAAAUCUUAGGUGUUGUUUUGAUUUUAGAUUUCUGUUUGUUGCAAAAUGGAUGCAAUUACAAUUCUUUCGACUAUAUGACUUGGCUAGUGAAGUUAUGCAAAAUCAGGAUGCCUAA